AAUUAAUGUUCUUUGCUUCAGGUUGCAAAUGCCCAAGCAGCCGGAGCAGUUGGUGCCCUGAUGUACCUGGACCCCUCCGAUUACGAGAACACAGAUACGCUUGUCCCCUUUGGCCAUGCCCACCUGGGAACUGGAGACCCCUUCACCCCAGGCUUUCCUUCUUUCAACCACACCCAGUUCCCACCAGUGGCAUCUUCUGGACUACCUCGCAUUGCUGUUCAGACUAUCUCUAGCAAAGCAGUAGGCAAGCUGUUCAGUAAAAUGCAUGGAGAGGAAUGCAUUCUGGAGUGGAAAGGUGGCAUCAUGGGAUGUAAGGUGAUGCUGAACAGCACGAGCAAGAUGACAGUGAAACUGACCGUGAACAACGCUAUGGUGGACAGGAAGAUUCUGAACAUCUUUGGUGCUAUCAAGGGAUUUGAAGAACCAGAUCGAUAUGUUGUGAUUGGAGCCCAAAGAGACUCCUGGGGCCCAGGAGCGGCCAAGGCUGGCGUUGGAACUGCCAUGUUGUUGGAACUUGCCCGUGUGAUCUCGGACAUGGUGAAAAACGGUGGCUACAAACCAAGGCGCAGCAUCAUCUUUGCCAGCUGGAGUGCAGGAGAGUACGGAACUGUGGGUGCUACUGAAUGGCUGGAGGGAUACUCUGCCACACUGCAUGCCAAAGUCUUCACUUACAUUAACUUGGAUGCUGCAGUUGUAGGCUCCAGCCACCUGAAGAUUUCUGCCAGCCCGUUGCUGUACACCUUGCUGGAGAGAACUAUGAAGGGGGUGAAGGACCCAGCAAAGAAUUUGGAAACCCUGUAUGACAGAGUUGGCUCUGACUGGGUAAAAACAGUUGUUCCACUUGGUCUGGAUAACGCAGCGUUCCCUUUCCUGACCUACUCGGGAAUCCCGGUGGUUUCCUUUGGUUUCUACAAUAAAGAUAAGGAAUAUCCCUUCUUGGGCACUACUCAGGACACUGUGGAGAACCUGAAGGCGACUGACAACUUGUAUGCUCUUAUGCGUGCUGCUGCAGAAGUUGCUGGACAAAUAGCUCUCAGGCUGACCCAUGAUCAUGAGCUCUUCCUGGACUUUGAGAGAUAUGGUGAUGAACUGCUAGCGUUCCAGGAGAAGUUCUUGCCCUAUGAUCAGGAUGUGAGGGCGCUGGGGCUGACCUUGAACUGGCUGUUUUUUGCCCGUGGUGACUUCCAGCGAGCUAUAGAUGCACUGAGAGGAGACAUCGCAAACAGCGACAGGGAGAACAAGAUCAUCCGCAGAGCCCUGAAUGACAGGAUCAUGAAGGUGGAGUAUGACUUCCUCUCCCCGUACCUCUCGCCAAAAGAUGCUCCCUUUCGCCACAUCUUCUUCGGCAAAGGUUCCCACACCCUGCAGAGCCUGCUGGAGAACCUGCAUCUGCUGAAAACCAGCAGGGACAGCGUGGACGUGAACAUGCUGAGAGAGCAGCUGGCCCUGGUGACCUGGACCAUUAAAGGAGCUGCCAAUGCCUUAGUGGGUGAUAUCUGGGAUACAGACAACGAAUUCUAGACACGGCAAACACCUGGUAAAGGUACAGGAUUAGGGAAACCCACUCCCUAACAUGGCAUAAUUUUUUCCUGUAGAUUUUCUGGCAACAAAUUUUUUUGACCAAAGCUGAGCAUAAAAUUUAAAUUUCACCUUGACAAAUUCACAGGAGGCAGUUUUAAAGCAGGUACUAAGAUUACCAUGAAAUCUCCUCUGGCCAGGCUCCCGUCUGACCACAGUCUAAACCGGUCACAUACAGCUGCUUGUGGGGCUUGCUCUCCAGUGUACUUGAGAAAUAACAGCUUGGGUGACUCCUGAACCGGUACCUUGAGUGGGGAGGUACCUCAUCUAUUUAGAGUUUUAAUUGUUUGCCCCCCAAACCUAGUGACAAGAUAAGGAACGGAUUCCUCUUAACGCUUGUAAUGAGGAUCCCUUCUCUGGCAGGGAGCUACAGAGGCCAACCUGUAGUUCAAAAAUAAAACAACAUGGUAACAGCCCACAAGUGCUGAUUAUCAGCAAGCUCUGAAGUGUCCGGCCUGCCUUUACUCAACAGCAGGGUCCCAAUGACAUCUUGAAGGCUUGCUUCUGCCUCAAUACCCAGGGAAAAUGACCCAAAGAUUAUCUAAUGCCCCCUUUAUAUCCUUAGCUGGCACCUCAGGGAGUCCUGUGACGUUGAGAAAUGGCUCUAGACUGACACUUCAGACCUUGCUGCUCUGGGGCCUUUUGUGAAAUUGAGUCUCUUGCUGGACAAACCCUGUUUGACUGAUGCCGUUUUGAUGGCUCUUGUUUGGCACUGAGAUAUUUAUUUGUUUAUUUAUUUAUCAGUGACAGCGUUCACUAUAAAUGGUAUGUUUUUUUAUAGAAGAUAAUUAUCGGAAGCAGUGCCUUCCAUAAUUAUGACAGUUAUACUGUCGUUUUUGAAUAAAGCAGCAUCUGCUAUUACAAUCAAAUAUGAUACUGGAACUUUGCAUUUAAAAUAAUCUAAACAGGCCCCUCCAAAAAAAAAAGUCUUUGAAAACUAGCAAUUAAGCUUUCUGUGGCAAAAACACGCCUCUGGAAGAAACUUAGAGGUGUAAACCUGGUAGCAAGUCUCCAGGUUUUGUUCCAAAAUCAUCCUUGACAUAACGAAAACCUGGGUGAAAACUCAAAAUACUAGAAAUUUGGCUUCCCUGCGGUGUCUGUGCCUCCGUGGGCUUCAGACUCCCUCUCUUCCCUCCUUUUCUGGAUGCUGUGCACUCGCAUGGGGAGCACAGCUUCCUUUCUGGCCCCGCUGGAGGGGCUUGAUGUGGAGCCCUCACUCCACUCACAGCAACACACACAAACUUCUUGUACUUUGGAUUAGGCAUUGGCCCGAUUUUAUUUUUAUUUUAUUUUAAUUUUUUUUUAAAAUGGCAGCUUCCUGCAAACUUCCAGUACCUUAGGUAUCGUGAAACCUAACUGACAUUAUCGGGAGCAGUGUCUCCCAUAAUGUGUAAAGAACAAGGUAGUUUUUGCCUACCACAGUGUUAUAUCGGAGGCAGUGACCUCCAUAUGUUGCACUAUGGGUGUACGUAAUUAUCGGGGACAGUGUUUCCCAUAAUUGUUCUAUGCUUAUCAUGCAAUGUCAUCUGCAAAGCUUGAUGGUUAGUAUCUAACACGGAUCAAUUUGCGGCAGUCCUACUUUUUUUCCCACUCUCCUGUGGUGAUGCAGAUACAAACUUUGGUCUGUUAUGUACUUCUCUAGACUCUUACCUUCUCCGUAGGGUGAACUGUUUCAAAUAGCUGUGCUGUCUUGAAGUGGCUUCCUGCCUCCUAGUCUGCCUCUAGUGCUUUGAAUGUUUAGUGGAAAUUAGGCUUAGUUAGACUGUGUGCUCUGCGAUUUAGUGAACUUCCUUCAAAUCAGUUGUGAAGACUUGGGGAAUUAAAGGUGAAUGUAGUAGGCCUUGGGGGCUGACUGCUGUCUGGAGGACUCAGGUCCCCGUUCUAGAUGGGGGUGUAUCCUGCCCAACUCCAGUCUUAGGUGCUGUGUGGAGGGGGGGAGAUCAGUGGCACCUUUCUCGUGGUGCCCCUCUGCUCCCUGACCUGGAGCUGAAGGCUGCUGCUGUCUGACACCUGCUGAUCUGUGCUGCCUCUUCCCAAAAAGCAGCUGGCUGGCUGUCCCCGGCCGUGCGCUCUGCGAGCAGUUUGAUCUGGCAUUUGAAACCUAAAGCCAGCGAGUGACCUGAGCUCCAGCAGUAGCCCUUGAGGGGAAAAGAACGCUGUUGACCUGGUGCAGAGACCUGGGCCACCACCAGGAAUGGGCAAGGGAAAGCUCCCAGCCCAAUUAUUGAGCCUCAGCGCUCACGGGCUUGGAGGGAUGGAUUUUCAUCAGGAAGCCCAGGCUCGUGCAACUCCUUGCUCUUCCCUAAGUACCCUGCUGUCUCUGAGGCACGUGUACAACCCUCUCUGUGUUACUGCUUCCCGGUGACACUUCUCUGGAUGGCAUUUAAGAGCUGCUGUCUGGGAGUCCUCAUGGUAGACUUUGCAUGCAUUUUGAUGUCAGACUUAAAAACAUGCGCUUUGCAGCCAGCAGAGAAAGACAAAGCCUGGCUCCUGGCUCGGCAGCACGACCGUGACUACUGGGGUGUCAGGAUGCCGUGCUGGGUGCUGGCGUCCGACUGGGGUGGGGGUGCUCUAACUGUGUUUCUGGGUUACCUGCUGUCUGCUUGAAUAAAGUUUUAAAGCCUGAACACUCAA
Calidris pugnax (ruff) is the source of this 4212-nucleotide messenger RNA. RefSeq names its product transferrin receptor protein 1-like. NCBI's taxonomy places the organism in Eukaryota, Metazoa, Chordata, Aves, Charadriiformes, Scolopacidae. The transcript is spliced from 12 exons. Gene Ontology annotation, biological process: iron ion transport; intracellular iron ion homeostasis. The record is from RefSeq and is a predicted model, not a curated record. The coding region runs from base 61 to 1521 and encodes 486 amino acids. Gene Ontology annotation, cellular component: external side of plasma membrane.